AUGGAAAACGAGUCUCCGACCGCCCGACCACUGGGACCCCGUAAUUUGCCUCGUGCUUCGCAUGCUUGUCAACGAUGUCGCGAAAAGAAAGGAAGAUGUAAUCAACGGCAGCCUUGCUCAUCAUGCAUCCGCGUUGAUGCAGUUUGUGUCUAUGGAGAGAGGAGAAAGAAAAGAAGGAGAAUGGGCGACCCGAUAGAGGAUGAUGAUACUCGAUUAGAAGCCACCCCUCGACCCUGGCCAUUGAUUGAUGCGAGAUCAAAUUCUGUUCAUGAUGCUAUCGAGGAUGUACCUGGUUGUGUUGGUGACUCUAGGUUGGAUGUGAGCACUGAGGUUAACAUAAACUCUGUGCGCUCAGAGGCUACUUUAACCUCGAAUGAUCGUGACGUGUUAGGCGAUGUAAACCAGCGGACUCAAGGAACUGAAUUCUACGGAACAGCAUCCAAUUAUGUGCUGCUUAACCAGUUGUUUUCCCAUGUCCGCCAACACAGUCUGACCAUGCGUACCCCAGAUACUGGUCAGCCAGUGACGAGUCCUAAUCAAAGCAAUCAUGGCCCGGGUGGGAGAAUGUCUCUGGUCAACCUGCUUGCACAUGAAGACGAUCUGCUGCCACCAUCGAGAGAAAAGUCACCGCUGCCGACAAUUCCCUCCGCAACCCGGUCGUCUGGUUUUCGUGCUCCGCAAAGUGGUCACCAGCCAAGCCACCGUACUCCAAGCAGUGUCUCCCCUUCUUCAAACCUGCGUGUCACAGAAAGACGUCUGGAGAAAGCGCUCAUACGCAGCUUCACGCACAAUCUACACUACUUGCAUCCCAUGAUCGAACCUGGCACAUUCAUUAGCCGAUGCGAGGAACAUUUCGCACAAUCUAACAACACACAAGAAAGAUCUCCUCAGUUUCGACACUUUUUUGCUCUGUACAAUAUCGUUGUUGCUGUUGGAGCACUCGUGGCUGGUUCAGAGCUAAAAGACGAGCUUGACCAUGAGAUCAAGAUUGUGCUGCAUAGCAAGAAAGACCCUCAGGAACUCGCGAAAGCUCCGCUCCAAAGAUUAUCCAGGUACUAUUUCCGAAAAUCGCGAAGCCUGCUUGGUGAUGUGUUUGAGGCAUGCUCUCUGGAGAGUGCCCAGACGCUCUUUUUGAUGUCUUUGUACUGCCAGAAUUCCCUGAAGCCACAUGCCUGCUAUAUGUAUUGUGGUAUGGCUGUUAGGACUGCGCUUGCUAUUGGUCUACCAUCUGAGUCAAUGUCCAACUCGUUCGAGGCUUGCAAGGCGGCACGAAGAACUUGGUGGUGUAUUUACUCUCACGAGAUAGAUAUGUGCUGCUCUGCCGGGCGCUUCGACAGUCUUGGAAAACCGCGGAAGUAUCCCAUCCCUUUGCCUCAAAUCAAGUCGUUCAGCACCGACUCGAGCUCCGACAUUGCCUAUCUUGAAGGACCAAACGUUUCGAUGAUCAACGUGAUGGUCGACUUUGCUGUAGUAUUGCGACGUAUUUCUAAGGACAUAUAUCAUUGCCCAAAAGAGGUGACCGCUUCUCAGAAAUCAGCUGCGGCUUUCUCCAUAGACACACUCCUCGACCAGUGGAAGUUCGAUCUCGCGCCAUGGCACAAUUUUGACGUUGUCGAUUUUCGAGAACCAGAGUGGGCUGCAAAACAGAAGUUGGUUCUUCACUUGCGUUAUCUUAACGCUCGUGUCAUCCUGCAUCGUCCAUUUUUAUCAGAUGUCACGACUUGUGACUUACUGGAGAGGCAAAAACAUAUCGAUCUAUGUCUAGCUGCCGCGCGAAAGACUAUUCAGGUCCUGUACGAUGCUUAUGCGAACAAACACUACUUCCGUACGUGGUGGUAUAAUUCGACUUACACUCUGUACGCCGGAAUGAUUGUGUUGUACGUUAUCAUGCUAGGACACAGCACAGAGGCCGACGAUAUGCUUCUUGAUGAUGUUAGAAAGAGUCGAGACAUUCUCAAAUCCAUGGAGGAAGCAAGCGUGGCUCGUCGCAGUGCAGACUUGUUGAGCGAAGUCUUGGAAGUCGCUACUGCUUACAUACAGCAGAAGGACACAAGAAACAAUACGUCUGCGAUAACCCCUGCAAGCGAUGUCUGCAAUGACCAAACACGCCAAGUCCCUUCUGCUCUUCCGAGCGAGAUUAACAGCACCGGCUUUGGUCAACAUCCGGAAGCAUUCAUGGCAUCUCUGAUCGACCCCAAUAUUCUUCAGGAUUUUACCACGGACUCAAACGACUGGGCAUGCUUUGGCUUCUCAUCG
Messenger RNA from Aureobasidium melanogenum CBS 110374, 2256 nucleotides. RefSeq lists its product as uncharacterized. The record is from RefSeq and is a predicted model, not a curated record. The annotation marks the transcript as partial. Gene Ontology annotation, cellular component: nucleus. Gene Ontology annotation, biological process: positive regulation of transcription from RNA polymerase II promoter by galactose; DNA-templated transcription. Gene Ontology annotation, molecular function: zinc ion binding; DNA-binding transcription factor activity, RNA polymerase II-specific; RNA polymerase II cis-regulatory region sequence-specific DNA binding. The transcript is spliced from 6 exons. Lineage: Eukaryota; Fungi; Ascomycota; Dothideomycetes; Dothideales; Saccotheciaceae.